AUGUUGUCCAAACUCCUUCCCAUUGUCUUAAUUGCAAGCGCUCUUGCAGCGCCUCAAAACCCUCCCACCUAUGCCAAUGAACCAAAUCGAUGCGAUGCCACUUGCCAAAUCGCCUACCGACAGGUGCUAGCUAUGGAAGAGGAGCGUUGGGUUAACCAAGACAUCACCACUGACCCCUUCUAUUCAACCCCCAAGAAUGUGUCAAAGUAUUCGACUGGAGACAUAUUGAAAUGGGAAAAGAUCCCAGCUGAGCAGGCUUAUCGGCGAUGGACUGUCCCCGCGGGCAUAUCAUUGACCCGUUUCUACUACAUGUCUGAGGAUAUUGAAGGGAAACCCCUUCCAGCGACGGGUAUCGUGCUUAUUCCAUACACCAAUCCCCAGGGGAGUAAGCCAUUCCGUACCGUCGUUUGGACGCACGGGACAGCGGGCGGAACCCGACAAUGUUCACCAUCGAACCAUCGCGCACUACUCUAUGGGUGGACAGCUCCGUUUGCCCUAGCACUUGCGGGCUACGUCGUUAUUGCCCCUGACUAUGCAGGCCAGGGAAGCGAGGCUCAAGGCUUUCAGUACGAGGCUGGUAUCCUCCACGCAGCAGAUGCCAGCUUGAGCGUCCAGGCUGUGCGCAAAGCUCUCGGCAGCAAGAUCACAAAGGAGUGGGUUGUCGUAGGCCACAGCGAAGGCGGAAUGUCUUCUUGGCGCACCAACGAGCGAGAGGCAAAGCCUGUGGCUGUAGGCGGCCUUCUCGGCGCCGUUGCCCUUUCUCCCGGCCUUGUCCCAAGCAAGAUUAUUGGUGAAACGAUCCGCCGUGCAGCAAAUGGCGGCCCUGCUGGAGACUUUCUUUCUUCCCUCGUAGUACAAACAGUUUCAAGGAUCUACCCCUCAUUCAAAGUUGAGGACUAUGCUUCAGAUAUUCUUCUUGCCCGGAUGCCUCUCGCCGACCAAGGAUGUUUCUACACUUCAGCCUCUCUUUACAGCAACCUGACUAUCAGCCAACUUUACAAGAACACCAGCUGGAUUGAACACCCCGAUUUCAUCAAAUGGGAGAAAGUGUAUAAUGGUGCGGGGCCUCAUAAACUAGCGGCUCCAAUGCUCGUGAUCCAAGGCGCCGAGGAUACCCUAGUAUAUCCUGACACAUCUGAGGAGGCUUUUAAUGAAACCUGCAAAGCGUUCGCUAGCUCGACGACGGCUGAGUUUAGGCUGUACCCUGGCCUUGGUCACGGUGCUGUUCUUCCUGCUUCACAGCAAUAUUAUCUGUCGUGGAUCGAGGAUCGCUUUAACAAGGUUUCUCUCAAGAAAGGCUGUAGGAAGCUGACUAUGACCCCGGAAACUGACAACUUCUCCCCAGUCAAUGAUGAAUGGGUGGCGGUUUUUUCCUAG
Fusarium musae is the source of this 1377-nucleotide messenger RNA. RefSeq lists its product as uncharacterized. The record is from RefSeq and is a predicted model, not a curated record. The transcript has a single exon. Gene Ontology annotation, biological process: lipid catabolic process. Gene Ontology annotation, molecular function: triacylglycerol lipase activity. NCBI's taxonomy places the organism in Eukaryota, Fungi, Ascomycota, Sordariomycetes, Hypocreales, Nectriaceae. Bases 1 to 1377 code for a protein of 458 amino acids.